AUGGUUAAUGAUGAAAUAAGUAAAUCACAAGAGACACUUACAUUUAAUGGUUUAUCGCAGGAAAGUCAAGAUCGUUCGACGCAUUCGAUGAAUGAUGACGGUUUAGAAAAUAAUGUAGCAUCAGGAAACGAUUCUGGGCAUGCGAGCAAUUCGAAUUUCUCGUCGCCGGUAUCGCCGUUAACACCAGACGGAGAGCGAGCAUCUUCUCCAGGUGCUUUCAUUAUUAUUGUUGAAAAAUCCGUCGUUGAUGAAACAGCAUCUUGUUUAAAUGAUUCAUCAUUUCAUGUUCGUAUAGUAGCACCAGGCUGUGAACCUUUUGAUUUGCAAGUUGUUCUCAAUUCAUUCUCAAUAUAUUCAUUCUUUUUACAAAAAAAUUUGAUAAAUCUUAAGGUGAACGCUGGCGAAUUAGUUCAAGAAAUCCAUCAAAUAUUACUUGAGCGUGAAUCGACCUGUCAUCGUACAUGUUUCAGUUUACAACUUGAUGGCGUUUCGUUAGAUAGUUUUACGGAAUUAAAAAAUAUUGCGGAAUUAAAAGAUGGUUGCGUGCUAAAAGUUGUCGAAGAACCAUAUACUUUGCGUGAAGCUAGAAUACACCUUCGUCAUGUUCGAGAACUAAUUCGAGGUGGUGAAACGGUCGAUGCAGUGAAUGGUAUUGAUGGAGCUUCACUUUCUUAUUUGGUCACUAUGUUAAUUGAUCGAAAGAAAGCUUUUGACAAGUCUGUGGUAUGUUCACCUCCAGAAUAUAUUAUGCCUGGCUAUAAGGAACGCCCUUUGGUACCACUCUUACCAGUUAAUAAAGAUGCAAUAUCUGCUGGUGAUAUAUUGUAUUUGACAGUUGAUACCCUAGAGGGACGUCGCUAUCAUAUAACUUGUUGUACGAAGGGUUUUUAUGUGAAUGCAACUGCUGAAGGUAUUUUCCGCCCAGCACCUUCACAAUCACAUAAAACUAUAUAUCAUUCGCUUGUGGAUCUUCUUUCAUCGAUAAGUGCUCAAUUUAAAAAGGCUAUAACUGUAUUAUUAAAAAGACGUGCCGAGAAGCAAAUUUUGGAAAGGUUACCUACACCCUAUCAGGUAGUAAGCUGGGUAACACCUUCGUUUGAACAGACAGAAGAUGAUAUUCGUGCCGAGGAUUGUACUCAGCCACAUCGUAUUGGCUUAGAGGACCAUAUACCCGGCCAGAAUCGUGACUGGAAUGAAGAACUACAAACAACGCGUGAAUUACCGCGUGAAACAGUUACAGAAAAAAUUAUUCGGGAGCGCGCCAUAUUUAAAAUACAUAGCGAUUUUGUUUUUGCAGCCAUAAAGGGUGCAAUUGCCGUUAUCGAUGGCAAUGUGAUUCCUCUUAAUCCAUCUGAAGAGCCAAGAACUCGUAUGUACAUUUGGAACAAUAUUUUCUUUUCUCUCGGUUUUGAUGUAAAAGAUUACUAUAAGGAAUCGGGUGGCGAUGCCGCAGCUCAUGCAGCUACUUCUAAUGAUCUGCAAGGUGUUCAUGCUUAUGCACAACUUGAUAAUCCCAAAUUAUUUACCGUUGGCAUGGUGAUCAUUGAUUAUAAAGGGUACAGAGUAACUGCUCAAACAAUUAUCCCUGGGAUUUUGGAAAGAGAACAAGAGCAGAGUGUUGUUUAUGGUUCUAUCGAUUUCGGUAAAACAGUUGUUACCUCAGAGAAAUACCAGGAACUUCUGGAAAAACCAGCCGAACAGUUGAAAAUAUUGCCGCACAAUGUUAAAAAUGGUAAAGAAGAUGAUAAAAUUCUCAGAUUAUUUUCUUCAAUCGAAACUAAGGGGAUCAUUGGUAAUGAUUCAAGGCAUUACAUCUUGGAUUUAUUGCGAACUUUUCCGCCUGAUGUCAACUACCUUGAAGGAGUUCAAGUUACCGAUAUUUGCAAAAACAGUGGUUUUCCACGGCAGUUUCCCCAUAAACUUGCGUCUUUGAGACAAGAACUUGUUGAUGCCUUCGUAGAAUAUCGUUACUUAAUGUUUAUUCGAAUAGCAGCGUAUCAAAUUCAGCGAAUGCGAAUUAAUUUAUCAGGAGAGAGCAGCGGCAGUAUCACAGAAAAUUCGUUUGAAAUUCAACAGAAGUCUGAAAAUAGUGAAGAAAAAAAUGAGAUUGCUAUUGAUCAGCUCAAAAGUGAAACGGUUGAUGGAAAACGGCAGGAUGACUUAUUGCUUCUUGAAACAGAAAUUGCUAAGAAGAUUUUCGAUGAAACGAUUGAAGAAGAAGUUAUUGAUAGUCGACUAGAUAAAAAUAUUUCUAAGCAGAUUAUAUCGAAAGCAGCUCAAGACGUGGGUUCGGUUUGUUCAGAUGCUUUUGAAAUUCGUUUUAACCCUGACUGUUUCUGUUCAACUGUCAAGCAUGCUGAUAACGAAGAUCUUGCUAAGCAGAGACUUCUGGUAGCAGAAGCGGCAGAAUUUUUGAUCGUCCAUCAACUGCCGAAUUUCGUUCGCGAUUGCCUUCAGCACGCAGUUUUGCCCAUAGAUGGAAUUUCACUUAUUGGUGCUCUCCACGACCGUGGUAUAAAUGUCCGUUAUCUCGGCAGGCUUGUAAAUUAUGUUCAGGAUGUCGAACAGUUAGCUUAUCUAAAGAGCAUAAUUCUGCUUAUUCAAGAAGAUGAUAUUACUGUUCUUAAUACUCAAAUUGAAACCAGGCCGUUGAUUUUUUCAACUUAUUUAUUUCAGGUUAUUUGUAUGAUCGAAUUGAUUUGUCGAAGUGCGAAGCAUAUUUACCGUGGUUACUUGCAACCAGUAACACCUUGCAGCAUUGCAGCUGCAGUCGCUCAUUUUUUAAACUGCUUGUUGAGUUCAACUACAAAUUCUGUGCUUAGUAAUGAUGAGACAAAUAGUACUUUCAAUGGUUCAAAACGGACGAAAGGUGCACGGCGAAGAAAGCAAUCCAAUGGGCAUAUUAAAGGCUGCAAUCUUUGGGCGAAUAUGUCAUCAAAAAUUUUAUGGGAGAACUUACUUAAUGAAUUUUGUUCCUAUUAUGCUUUUGCUAUUAACUGCCAGAAUAUUGACGAAUUUCUUAGGCAAAACAAUCUUCAGAAGACUUCCAUACUUCGUCGAUUUGCUCAAAUGGUCGGAAUACAGGUAUUGCUCAAGGAUUAUAAUUUAGAAAGUGGUAAGAAAUCGCCUUUAUUUCUUGAAGAUGAUAUUCAAAAUAUCUAUCCAGUAUGCAAACAUAUUGAUCCUCGAGCCAUUGAUGCAAAUAAUAUGUUUAUUGCUGGGCAAGCUAAAGUCCAACAAGGUGCAAUGCGUGUUGGAUAUGAUAUGGUUGCUGAAUCACUGAAUUUAAUGAAUAAUAUAUACGGGGCAAUGCAUGUAGAAAUGGGGCAGUGUAUGCGCUUACUUGCGCGUCUGUCAUAUAUUAUGGGUGAUCCAGCUGAAGCAUUAGCACAACAGCAUAAAGCAACAUUGAUCAGCGAACGUUGCAGUGGUCUAGAUAGUGCGAUUACAAUUACUGAAUAUAUAAAUUUGGCUCAUUUUUCUUUUGCAAAUUUGCAUAUCGUGGCGUCUUUAAAGUUACUCUAUCGAGCUCGAUAUCUUUUGUUAUUAGUCCAUGGUGAGAAUCAUCCUUUAAUUGCUCAAAUUGAUGGAAAUAUUGGUGUUAUUUUAUAUGCGGUUCAAGAAUAUGAUGAUGCGUUGAAAUUUUUGCAGAAUGCUCUAAAGCUUCAUCAGAUUUAUUCGGAACCUCUUGCACUGAAAACGGCCCUUAUUUAUCACUUAAUAGCUCGAACGCAAUCUUGUCGUGGUGAUUUCCGUAGUGCAUUACAAAUGGAGAAGGAAACAUUUUCGGUUUACUCAAAGACUUUUGGAGAGCAUCACGAAAAGACCAAAGAAAGUAGCGAGUUUUUGAAACAUCUCACGCAGCAGGCUGUCAAUUUUCAAAAACGUAUUAAUGAAGCUAAUCGGCAAGGAUCGUCGAACAUUGGGCAGCUCUUGCCUGUUGAAGUUGUUAUUCUUUUAUUUUUUAAUAUUUUAAUAAAUAUUAUUAUGAUUUCUAAAUAUUUAAAGAUCCAGAGUUUGAUUGAAAUGGUUCAUCGCCCAUCACUACAAAGUAUACUUGAAGUGCUAAAUAUUAUCAAUGGGAUUAUAUUUCUUCAUUUGAAAAAUCCAGCAGACGGGAAGGAUCUAGAGCCUUCAAAAAAUGAUUGUAAACCGCAUUAUAAAUCAGAAUCUGAUCAAUUGCCAUCAAGAUCCAAGGAGGGAUCGGACUUGCGAUCGGAAAUUUUAAAUGUGCCAUGUUCAAAGACAUUGAAUCUCAAAAUACAAGAAGAAGCACUUGACUGA
This is a messenger RNA of Dracunculus medinensis (Guinea worm), 4284 nucleotides long. The record is from the annotation of a GenBank genome assembly. NCBI's taxonomy places the organism in Eukaryota, Metazoa, Nematoda, Chromadorea, Rhabditida, Dracunculidae.